Molecule: messenger RNA, 231 nt
Organism: Alternaria viburni
Lineage: Eukaryota; Fungi; Ascomycota; Dothideomycetes; Pleosporales; Pleosporaceae
Exons: 2
Coding region: 1-231 (76 amino acids)
Source: RefSeq, a predicted model, not a curated record
AUGGAAUUACUCAGCAUCUUCAACCCCGACGCGCUGUUCGAUUUCAGCGAUGCCGAUGAAGUUGCUCUCCUACAGCCCGAACAGUCCGGUGUCGAUGGCAGCAAUGAGGAUGGGGAGGUUACGCGUUGCGGGGAGGAGAAAUCUCUCCGCGAUCGCAUGCAGGAAUUUUCUUGCUACACGUUCAUGCGCAAUCUGGGUGCUGGGCUGAAGAACAAGACCAUAGAGCUAUAA